AUGGCUCCGAAAACAUACAAAGAUGUGCUUGAUUUCUGGUUCGGUGCCAAAUCAUCGCGUGACUAUCUCCGACCGAAGCCGUUCUGGUAUGGAAGCCCCGCAGAUGACAAGUAUGUUCGCAAGCAUCUUAGUGAGUGCUAUGAAGCCGCCAGAGAUGGCACCCUUGAUCACUGGAGGGUCAGAGGUAAAGGCGAGGGAGCACUCACUUUGAUCCUGCUCCUCGAUCAAGUACCUCGAAAUAUCUUCCGAGAUACACCAGAGGCUUAUGCCACCGAUUCAAAAGCAGUUUCAGUCUCACGAAAACUUGAAGGAUCAGGAAGUUUCGAUGAAAUUGUUCACUGA
Messenger RNA from Penicillium subrubescens, 342 nucleotides. RefSeq names its product DUF924-domain-containing protein. The record is from RefSeq and is a predicted model, not a curated record. The coding region runs from base 1 to 342 and encodes 113 amino acids. NCBI's taxonomy places the organism in Eukaryota, Fungi, Ascomycota, Eurotiomycetes, Eurotiales, Aspergillaceae. The transcript is spliced from 2 exons. Gene Ontology annotation, molecular function: protein binding.